CACACACACACACACACACACUCGAGCUACUCACACCAGACAGUUACUGCUCUCGGAAAAUGCAGGCGAUUUCUGCAUCUCUCUCCUCACCGUCGCCGGUUGCCAGAUUCGCCAUCAGCAACCCCGGUGACGUGCAUCUGCCGGCGCCUCCUCGCUCUUUCCGGUUCUGCGGUCUCCGUAGGGAGGCGUUUGUUCCGAAAACGUCGUUGGACCGGUCGUCCCUGCGUUCGCCCCAAUUGAAUUUGCACGCGAGGCGUCUGAAUCGUGGCAGAGUAUUUGCGGCAUUGAAAGGCGAUGGGACGCCGUCGUCCGGUGGAUUUGACUACGAUCUCGUGAUUAUCGGAGCUGGAGUUGGCGGACAUGGCGCGGCGCUUCAUGCUGUUGAGAAGGGCUUGAAAACUGCAAUCAUAGAAGGGGAUGUAAUUGGAGGAACAUGUGUAAAUAGGGGCUGUGUUCCGUCGAAAGCACUUCUUGCAGUCAGUGGUCGUAUGAGAGAGCUUCAAAAUGAACACCAUAUGAAGUCUUUUGGUUUGCAGGUUGCAGCUGCUAGCUAUGACAGACAGGGAGUUGCUGAUCAUGCAAAUAAUUUAGCUGCGAAAAUAAGAAGUAACUUGACCAAUUCAAUGAAAGCCCUUGGUGUUGAUAUAUUGACAGGUGUUGGUACAAUCUUGGGUCCACAAAAGCUAAAAUAUGGAAAAGGCGAUUCUGGAGACAAGACCAUAACCGCAAAAGACAUAAUAAUUGCUACUGGCUCCGUCCCGUUGGUGCCCAAGGGAAUUGAAGUUGAUGGUAAAACAGUUAUUACUAGUGACCAUGCUCUGAAAUUGGAAUUUGUUCCACAGUGGAUUGCUAUUGUUGGAAGUGGCUAUAUUGGGCUAGAAUUCAGUGAUGUAUACACAGCACUUGGAAGUGAGAAAGCUUCUGUUUCCCCAUCUUUGAUGAUCAUGGCUUCGCAACUUCUGAGGGUCAAUUUGAACUACUUGAAAAGAAAUCUACGAGUUACAUUUAUAGAAGCUUUGGAUCAACUCAUGCCGGGCUUUGAUCCUGAGAUUGGUAAAUUAGCUCAACGACUUCUGAUCAAUACUCGCAAGAUUGAUUCUCACACUGGUGUAUUUGCUAGCAAGAUCACUCCAGCAAAGGAUGGAAAACCGGUACAAAUAGAGUUGAUUGACGCAAAAACAAAGGAGCCAAAGGACUCUUUAGAGGUAGAUGCAGCUCUUAUUGCCACUGGAAGAGCCCCAUUCACUCAGGGACUUGGUUUGGAAAAUAUAAAUGUGCAAACACAACGAGGAUUUGUCCCUGUUGAUGAGCGUAUGAGAGUAAUUGAUGCAAACGGGAAGCUGGUUCCUCAUUUGUAUUGCAUUGGUGAUGCUAAUGGAAAACUGAUGCUUGCCCAUGCAGCAAGCGCGCAAGGAAUUUCUGUUGUUGAGCAAGUUUCUGGGAAUGACCAUGUUCUGAAUCAUUUAAGCAUUCCAGCAGCAUGUUUUACUCACCCAGAAAUCAGUAUGGUUGGACUGACUGAGCCUCAAGCAAGAGAUAAAGCUCAGAAGGAAGGUUUUGAAGUAAGCAUUGCCAAGACAAGUUUCAAAGCAAACACAAAAGCCCUCGCCGAAAAUGAAGGGGACGGACUAGCCAAGGUGAUACAUAAUUAG
Molecule: messenger RNA, 1652 nt
Organism: Striga asiatica
Lineage: Eukaryota; Viridiplantae; Streptophyta; Magnoliopsida; Lamiales; Orobanchaceae
Source: the annotation of a GenBank genome assembly